This is a messenger RNA of Solanum lycopersicum (tomato), 1587 nucleotides long. Its product is annotated as snRNA-activating protein complex subunit. Gene Ontology annotation, molecular function: bent DNA binding; RNA polymerase II cis-regulatory region sequence-specific DNA binding; core promoter sequence-specific DNA binding. Gene Ontology annotation, biological process: snRNA transcription by RNA polymerase II; snRNA transcription by RNA polymerase III. Lineage: Eukaryota; Viridiplantae; Streptophyta; Magnoliopsida; Solanales; Solanaceae. Gene Ontology annotation, cellular component: snRNA-activating protein complex. The record is from RefSeq and is a predicted model, not a curated record.
CUCCAACCUCUGCUUUUGGUUGUUCGUGUAAUCUUGUCUCUUACUGGAAUUUGUUUCUUUUCUGUGCAUCUUCGUCUCUGAAUUUGGGUUUUUUUUGCUGCCACUGCUUUACUGGUUGAGCCGCCAAGGCGGAAUAUAUAUAAGCUCACAUAUUUAAUCCGAUUGAGUUUGCAAAACUAAAAGGAAAAACAAGCAGCUGAAUGCUGAUAUAUUAUAAAUAAUCUGGUUAUUUCUAGGGUUUUUUUGGGAGAAGGGGUCGGCGGAUUUUGUGGGUUACAAACACAAACUCAGUUAUUUUUUACGCAGUUUCAGCUCAUAACUGUUAAAUAAGUUCUUCAAUGUUGGACCCUGAGGCUUUAGCAGAUGAAAACUAUGUUACUGUGCCUCGUGGUGGUCCUAUUUACAUUUCUGAUAUGGUUGGUCCACUCACUAAGGUUGCUGACUUUGAGGUCAGCAUCUUCCAUGAACUUGAGCGCCUCAAGGCAGAGUUGUCCUCUGAUUCACUGGAAAUGUUUGAUGAUGAGAUAUCGAUUGAAGAUCUUAAAAUUAUCUGUGAAGAGGAAUUGGUGGCUCAGGCCUUUGAAGAAGCAUUUAAGGAUGACGAGUUAGGGAUCCUCAACAACAAAGGUCCAGACAAAAGCAAGACCAACAAGAGGAAACGGAAGAAGAAUACUGUUGAUGAACACUAUAUUUUGAAGGUGGAACAACUUGCAAAAGUUAAAGAGAAACAAGAGGAGGAGAAAGCAGCUGCACGAUUGCACUCUUUCAAUGGUAGUUGUAGCAGCAGCCACUCUGCUCCAACAUCCUCCAGUAAGAGUGGUAGGAUGAUAUCACUCAAGUCAGGAAGCUUGGGAACAAAGACACAAGAAUUUCUGGUUCUUGGGCGGCAAUUUUUGACAGAAAUGAGAGACAAGAUUUAUUGCAUUACUGAUGAGAUAAUGAAAAAGACAGGCAAAAAUGAUCCUUCGGGCUUUUUCCUCGUGGAGGAUGUCUUUUGCAAUGAUUUCAGGCAUCCUUCUGCUACUGACUACAGUAAGCCAAUACUUGAUUGGCUUCAAGAUUCUAGAAGUGAGGCGGUGGAAAAAUGGGAAUCUAUCGCUUCUGGUGAACUGCCACAGAAACAGAAGGCACUUUUUGGCAGUAAAAUUGGACCACAAUUGCCCCAUUUCAAGACCAUUCAAAUGCAAAAAACCCGCUUCUGUGACUUAUGGUUUCGACUUGGUGCUGGAUAUCUUUACUGUCACCAGGGAGACUGCAAGCAUCUAGUUGUAAUAAGAGACAUGAGGAUGAUACACCCUGAGGAUGUACAAAACCGAGCCGCGUAUCCACUGAUUACCUUUCAGCCAAAAUUGAGGUUCCAGAAAUGCUCUGUUUGCAAGAUUUUUAAAGCAGUUAAGGUGACUGUUGAUGAUAAAUGGGCUGCUGAAAAUCCUUGCUACUUCUGUGAACUGUGCUAUUACAUGCUCCAUUAUGUAGAUGGGUCUUUGCUUUAUGAUGAUUUUUCUGUUUAUGAGUAUCUCCAUGAGUAGAAUGUAAUCAGAACAGCACAAGUUAUAUAGUAAUCCCUUUUCUUUUGUGUGUGUUUUA